Messenger RNA from Juglans regia (Persian walnut), 2653 nucleotides. RefSeq names its product subtilisin-like protease SBT3.5. Lineage: Eukaryota; Viridiplantae; Streptophyta; Magnoliopsida; Fagales; Juglandaceae. Gene Ontology annotation, biological process: proteolysis. Gene Ontology annotation, molecular function: serine-type endopeptidase activity. Bases 191 to 2545 code for a protein of 784 amino acids. The record is from RefSeq and is a predicted model, not a curated record. The transcript is spliced from 10 exons.
UUGCUUUACUAUUGGUUGUGAAUAGACACCAAAAGUGCAACAAGAAAAUAUGUUUCUCUAUCCUCAUGUCUAUUAAGACUGUAACACCUAUGCAAAUUUGAACCAGAGGAACUAAAUACACAUAGGGAACGUCUAAAAGGAAAACACACAAGCAAAAUCUUCGAGUUCUUGCAUCUCUCUAUAUGUCUAGAUGAUGUAUACCAUUUCACAGAACUGGAAAUGGGCAAGAAAAAACCACUUGCUAGCGAUCUUCUCUCUCAUUUUACUGCAAUACCAUCUCCAUGCCUCAGUGAUAUUUGCUCAGGCCAAAAGUAGUGUACAUGUUGUAUAUAUGGGAUGGAAUAGGGAUGAUGAUCCAGCAACAACCAAAAAAUAUCACCAUAAAAUUCUAUCAAGCUUGCUAGGAAGCAAAGAAGCUGCAAAAAGUUCCAUGCUUUAUAGCUAUAAGCAUGGCUUUUCUGGGUUUGCUGCAAGAUUGACAGAAUCUCAGGCAGAAGCGAUUGCAGACUUUCGUGGAGUUGUCCAAGUGAUACCGAAUCGCAUUCACAAGCUUCAUACAACCAGAAGCUGGGACUUCAUUGGGAUCAAUCAUCAUUCUCCAACAAAUCUCCUAACAAAAAGCAACAUGGGUGAAGGAACUAUCAUUGGUGUGAUAGAUACAGGAGUUUGGCCAGAGUCUGAGAGUUUCAAUGAUGAAGACAUGGGUCCAGUUCCAUCACAUUGGAAAGGAAUUUGCCAACAAGGAGAGCGCUUCAACUCCACAAAUUGCAACAAGAAACUUAUUGGAGCUCGUUGGUUUAUAAAAGGAGUGAGGGAUAAAAUCAAAAUUCCUAGUAAUGAAACUGACACCAUCGAGUUUCUAUCACCACGAGAUGGAGUUGGACAUGGAACUCAUGCAGCUUCUAUAGCAGCCGGCUAUUUUGUUAAAAAUGCAAACUAUAAAGGACUAGCUUCUGGUAUAGCCAGAGGUGGAGCACCUCUUGCUCACCUUGCUAUUUACAAAGCUUGUUGGUCAUUUGACACUGAAGUCUGCACAGAUGCAGACCUUCUAAAAGCAUUUGAUAAAGCCAUACAUGACGGAGUGGAUAUCCUAUCCAUAUCUGUUGGCAAUGAGAUUCCAUUGUUCUCCUACGUCGAUCUACGUGAUACGAUUGCAAUUGGUUCCUUCCAUGCAACCGUAAAAGGGAUCAUCGUAGUUUGCUCUGCCGGAAAUGAUGGCCCUAUCUCGCAAACAGUAUCGAACACUGCACCCUGGCUCAUCACCACCGCAGCCACCACAAUAGACAGGGCCUUUCCAGUAGGCAUUACACUUGGAAAUAACCGCACCAUAUGGGGUCUAUCUAUUGAUAUUGGGAAACAUCAUCACAAUUUCACCAGCCUUACAUAUUCAGAACGCAUAGCUAUAGAUUCCACGGACGAUUUAGCCAAGGAUUGUCGACGUGGAAGUCUCAAUGCAACGAUGGCGGCAGGGAAGAUUGUACUUUGUUUCUCAAAAUCAAACGAACAGGAUAUAGCCUCUGCUUCAACUUCUGUGCUGGAGGCAGGAGGAGUUGGAAUCAUAUUUGCACAUUUUGAUAAUGAUGGUCUUCAGUCAUGCAAUAUAAUCCCAUGUAUUAAAGUCGAUUAUGAAGUAGGGGCACAAAUACUUUCCUACAUCAGAAAGGCAAGGUCUCCAACUGUAAAGUUAAGUAUGCCAAGGUCUGUCAUUGGGAAAUGGGUAUCUCCACGAGUUGCAUCUUUCUCAUCCAGAGGACCAAGUUCCAUGUCCCCAUCAGUACUAAAGCCUGACAUUGCAGCACCUGGUGUUGACAUCUUAGCUGCAUUUCGACCAUCUGAAACAAAUCACAACGAUGGGUUUGCACUUCUAUCAGGAACUUCAAUGGCUUGCCCCCAUGUGGCAGGAAUAGCAGCUCUACUUAAAUCAGUACAUGGGAAUUGGUCUCCUGCAGCUAUAAGAUCAGCUCUGGUCACAACCGCUUCCCAGAUUGGAACAGAUGGAACAAGUAUAUCUGAAGAUGGUCCUAAUCGAAAGGCAACCGAUCCCUUCGACAUAGGCGGUGGGCAUAUUAAUCCCAACAAAGCAGUGGAUCCAGGGCUGAUUUACAAUAUCAGCGCAAAUGAUUAUGUUCAGUUCCUCUGCUCCAUGGGAUACAGCAGUGCCUCCAUCACAAGUUUAAUCAAGACCACAAUCAAUUGUGCGGAGGAGAGCCAUUUUGGACUGAAUCUCAACCUCCCUUCUAUCACAAUCCCAAACCUGCAGAGAACAGUAACAGUAACAAGAUCAGUGACAAAUGUAGGAUACUUUACUUCGGUGUAUAAAGUUGCAGUGCAGGCUCCAUAUGGCAUGAAAAUGACUGUUAAGCCUCAAACUUUGAGUUUCAAUUCAACCACCCAAAUUCUUUCCUUCAAAGUUACCUUCUUCUCAACCCAAAAACUACAUGGAGACUACAAAUUCGGAAGUCUAACUUGGACUGAUGGUAAGCAUCUUGUUAGGAUUCCUAUAGCUGUACGUGUUAUCGAGUUUGAAUCGUAUGCAUAUGUAUGAUAUGAACGGAAAAAAAAAGUUCAGUCAGUGAUUGCAAAAAGGAACAUGGGAAAAAUAAAACGACAAGCAGGGAACUAUUCGUGCAUUUGAUGAAUGGUUGUUAUUACA